GUCGCAAUGAGCGGGUGUCGGAGCUGUACACGGCAAAGGAGCAAGCGCAGCGCGGCACGGCGAUCAAGGGCAUGCGGCAUCGGUACGCGGGAGCUGUCCAUCAGCACCAGAUCCCCCCAAAGCGAGCGAGUAGUCCGCAGAGCGGAGAGCCAGACGCGCCUGUUUUCAGCCUGCCGCCCCCGCCCUCCUCUCACCACCACCGAGACCGCACUCCGACCACCGACGCUCACCGCCAGAGCCUCCAGGAGCUCCCCUGCCUGAGCCAGCCCUCGCGGAGAGCGCCGCACGGCGGGGACACGCCACCUCCGGCGGGCUCCUGCGACACCGCCCGCAGACCCACGAACAGAGGCGGCGGCAGCGAAGCCAGCGCCGGGCAGCAGGAUCCCUGGGCCCCGGCCGGCUCGCAGCCUGUUUUUCCGAGCUGCCACUGCAGCUUUUCCACGCAGGAGGCGAACCAUUCACAAAACCAGCACCAUCGUGUCGAUACUCUCCCACCGCAGCCCUCCCCACCUUUCCCCCCACCCAUACCGCCGCCGCCGCCACCAGCCUCCUCCUCUCUUGUGUUUUCCCGGGAAUCUAAAAGAGGGGAACGUCUGGGAAGGAGUGCCAAUAAUUACCAACAGGCGAGCAUCGUGGAACGCUGCAGGGGAGGAGGAGGAGCAGGAGGGCAACGAGACCACAGGCAGUUGCAGCAGAAGCAGCAGCAGCAACACUGGCAUCCGAGACUCCCACAGAGGGACUCCUCCCCUGAAGGGAUCCGUGCAAACUCACAGAAAAGGAGCACUUUAUCAGCGAGUGGAUCGGCCGAGGCCAGCGGAAGACCGUUCGAGCAUCAGACGCAGGAGCUGCAGCAGCAACAGAUCCCGCAAUUAAGAGCUCAGCAGCAGCUACUGGUGGGGAGCAGCUUGCCUAUCAACUACUGCGCCAGCGGCUCUGGUGAGCUAUGUAGGACUCACCAGGCUCCACUGCUGCAACAACAGCGGCAGCGGCAGCGGCAGCGGCAGCAGCAACAGCAGCGGCAGCAGCAACAGCAGCAGCAGCAGCAGCAGCAGCAGCAGUGCACACCGGGACUCGUCCCCCAGCGGCCGCAGCACUGUGACCAAGACCGCAAUAAGUGUGCGAGAACCCCCGCGCAAGGCGACCUGCAGGCGCAGCCGCACAGCGCAACGCCCCCGGCAACACAGCACGCGUACGCGGCAAAGUCGAGCGCGACUGGCGGCAGCGGCAACAGCAGCAGCAGCAGCAGCAGCGGCCGCAGCAAAGAGAGCCCCAACUACGGCUCCAGCUAUCACCUGUGGCCGGAGAGCCCGCAUAAAGGAGAGGAGAGGAUACGCAUCGACCUCCAUAAGGCUACUACUGAGAAGAAGAAGCUGAGCCAUGCUGGAUCCAAGCCCUCCCUCUCCGAGAGCAGCCGCCGACUCCCUCAGAUAGCCAUGAACACCUGCAAGUACAAUGGCGGAGUGGUGAGACCACUAGUGGGCAGUCUGGCGUCCUCGUCGCGCCGCAACCUUGCGGAGCUUGACUCGGAAACGCAACCCCUGCAGACGCUGCACAGCUCGGGCCUGGAGGUGGUGGUGUCCAAGGGCAAUGGCGGCGAAGACCCCAGCAAGGCGUCCAAUGAGAGCUUGGUCAGGGAGGGCAGCGGGCGUGGUGGGGGAAGGGCGCCACAGAAGAAAAACAGGGACAUUGGCUACAAGCUCGGCCACCGGAGGGCGUUGUUUGAGAAGCGGAAGCGGCUCAGUGACUACGCGCUCAUCUUUGGAAUGUUUGGGAUUGUUGUCAUGGUGACGGAGACUGAACUCUCAUGGGGGGUUUACACUAAGGAAUCUUCAUAUUCAUUUGCACUGAAAUGCCUUAUCAGCCUCUCCACUGUUAUACUGCUUGGUCUUAUAAUAAUGUACCACGCACGGGAAAUCCAGCUGUUUAUGGUUGACAACGGUGCGGACGACUGGAGGAUAGCCAUGACCUAUGAGCGGAUCUUCUUCAUCGUUCUGGAGCUGCUGGUGUGUGCCAUCCAUCCCAUCCCCGGCCAGUACGUCUUCACGUGGAGGGCCCGGCUGGCCUUUACGUACACGCCGUCCGUGGCCGAUGCCGACGUGGACAUCAUUCUCUCCAUCCCCAUGUUCCUGAGACUCUACCUGAUCGGCAGGGUCAUGUUACUUCACAGCAAGCUGUUCACGGACGCGUCGUCUCGCAGCAUCGGCGCCCUCAACAAGAUCAACUUCAACACACGCUUUGUCAUGAAAACUCUCAUGACCAUCUGCCCGGGAACUGUUCUCCUAGUGUUCAGUAUUUCAUCCUGGAUCAUUGCUGCAUGGACUGUGCGCGUCUGUGAGAGGUAUCAUGACAAACAGGAAGUGACCAGUAACUUUCUGGGGGCCAUGUGGCUCAUCUCCAUUACCUUCCUCUCCAUUGGCUACGGGGACAUGGUACCGCACACGUACUGCGGGAAAGGCGUGUGUCUGCUUACAGGGAUUAUGGGAGCUGGCUGCACUGCACUUGUGGUUGCAGUGGUGGCCAGGAAGCUGGAGCUGACCAAGGCAGAGAAGCAUGUCCACAACUUCAUGAUGGAUACACAACUCUGCAAACGAGUGAAGAACACAGCUGCCAAUGUACUCAGGGAAACAUGGCUCAUCUACAAACACACCAAGUUGGUGAAGAAGAUUGAUCACGCCAAGGUGCGAAAACACCAACGCAAGUUUCUCCAAGCCAUUCACCAAGCUCAGAAACUGCGCAGUGUCAAGAUGGAGCAGAGGAAGCUCAACGAUCAGGCCAACACCUUGGUGGACCUGGCAAAGACCCAGAAUGUGAUGUACGACCUGGUGUCAGAGCUCCAGGAGCGCAGCGAGGAGCUGGACAAGCGCAUCGGCACAUUGGAGGACAAGCUGGACUCGGUGACAGGCAGCCUGCAGGCGCUGCCCUGCCUCAUUUCCCAAGCCAUAACCCAGCAGCAGCAGGACUUCCUGGACGGCUUCGUUCACCGCUUUCGGCCCGCGUCGCUAGCUUCAGAGCGCUCCGAACGCUCAGAGCGAUCCUGGACGUCCACCACCCGCAGGCGGCGCUCGCCCUCCACAGCACCACACACCUCCUCUGAUAGUGGAUAACCUCCGAAUCCAUCUAAUCCCUAGUCCAAUGAUGGACUGUUUAGGAGCCCAUAUGUUCACCUCUGACCCCCUCCUUGCCCUUCCCUCCCCUCGUGCCCUCCCAUAGCACCAAUGAAAACCAGUUUCUCUCCCCUGUGACUGAGCCUUUCAGCGCAGGAUUGGAUCAGCGCAACCGCAAAAAAAAAGAAAUGGAGACAAAAUACAAAUGCAUCCAAAAAUCCAAAAAGAAACAAAAGAUAAAGACUGAAAAGCCGAGAUAAAGUAGAGAUAUGGUUUAUGUUUUAGCCAUUGUAUGGCUGUUCAAGUUAGCUUUUUUGUAAAAGCCCUUAAAAUUUGACUGAGUUCAGGGUCGCUGGGGUGAGAGCUGGCUAUCACACCGGAGAGUCCUUAACCACGACGGGGAGGGUGGGAAUCAGUGUGGCACGGAAGACGUCAAGACUUUGGAUUUCCCUUUCAGAAGACUGGUGUCCUGGAUUCUUUCCUUUGGGUCAGGCAGGCAAACGCCGCGGGAGAGGCUCGGCGCUCCGAUCGGAGCUCAGUGUUUGGACUGCACCUGAAGGAGGGAUGCACCUAAAGGGGAUGCAUAUGGCAUUACUACUGGGUAGGAAAACUUUACACAAUUGCCAACUUCAAGGUUUCAGCUUCCUUGUUCUUACCAAGGGAAAAUGAGAGCGACUAUCUUUUUUAGUUACAUAUUGACAUGUGAUUUUUCAGUGCCUGAAUGUAUAAAUAGUAGAGGGUUAUUUAAUUACUAAUUUCAGAGCUUUUUUACGAUGUUAACAGUCUGAAUACAGCAUUGCAUUCCCUUUUCAGAUACAUUCCUCUCCAGAAAUCAAAAGAAAACGUCUUCAAAUGAUGCAUAACAUUGCCUCCAUUACGCAACAUGUUUUCAAAACCUUUUCUUUUCUAUUUAUACUAACACCGUGGGAAAAAAAAAAAGGAGAAUGUUCAGAGAGCGAGCGGAAAUAUGUUUUAUGUGUGUGUUUGUAUGAAAAUGAGUUGACUUUUAGCUCGAUGCUGCACACCCAUACACAACAAUGGAAAUAUGUAGUGUACCUAUCUCAGCACCACUAAUUAGAGCCUCCCUCCGCUCUCCAGAUUACGGCAUGUCUUGAGGGCGGCUAGUGUAAAUGGUCCAAAGUGAGAAGAAGAAGACGAAGAAAAAAACCCACCCUGCCCCCUUUGCAUGGUUCUGUGCAAAAAUGACAGUCGAACAUGAUGUUCCUUCAACGGCUUGCUGAAUUGAAAUGAUUUUGGGUUCUGAUUAUGUCCACUCUUUUGGUUUUUGUUUUUGUCGCCUUUCUUUAUUGGUUUUAUUUUUCUUUCACGGAAAUUUCCUUUUUAUAGCGCCUAGAGGAGUUGCAGUAAAUGUGAUUCUGUAAUGCAUUCCCUGUUUCAAAAAAAUAUGGAGGUGAACGAAAACUAUGAGUACACAAACAGUUCUAAAAGGACGCAAAUAAAAGUGCUGAAGAAACUUCAAUGGGUACAGGUUCCUCUCCUGUUUGAAAGGAAAUGCUUUCUUUGGUUAGCACGUAGGCCACACAGCCAGGAGACCCGAGUUCAGUUCCACCCUCCGGUUUCCUCCCACAUUCCAAAAACAUGCUAGGUUCAUUGGCCACUCCAAAUUGUCCAUAGGUAUGAAUGUGAGUGUGAAUGGUUGUUUGUCUAUACGUG
This is a messenger RNA of Doryrhamphus excisus (bluestripe pipefish), 4778 nucleotides long. It is a transcript of the gene kcnn1a, whose product is annotated as potassium intermediate/small conductance calcium-activated channel, subfamily N, member 1a. Gene Ontology annotation, molecular function: calmodulin binding; small conductance calcium-activated potassium channel activity. The record is from RefSeq and is a predicted model, not a curated record. Gene Ontology annotation, cellular component: membrane. Lineage: Eukaryota; Metazoa; Chordata; Actinopteri; Syngnathiformes; Syngnathidae. Gene Ontology annotation, biological process: potassium ion transport.